This is a messenger RNA of Helobdella robusta, 2043 nucleotides long. RefSeq lists its product as hypothetical. The record is from RefSeq and is a predicted model, not a curated record. NCBI's taxonomy places the organism in Eukaryota, Metazoa, Annelida, Clitellata, Rhynchobdellida, Glossiphoniidae. Gene Ontology annotation, cellular component: Golgi membrane. The transcript is spliced from 15 exons. Gene Ontology annotation, biological process: intracellular protein transport; vesicle-mediated transport. The coding region runs from base 178 to 1863 and encodes 561 amino acids.
UUUAAACUGUUGACUAUAAAUAAAUAUUGCUGGAAAAACCACUUUGCCGUCUCCGAGAUUACCUGUUUGUUGUUUGUUCUGGCUACCAUUGGCAUUGAAUGAUUUGUUUGGAUUGAAGAUAAAAUUAAAAUUAAUUUUUUAGAGAUUUAUUUGUAACAACUUUUGAGAUAAACAACAAUGGACGCUGUGAGCGCCAUGCGAAAGUACAUCUCGAAGAUGAUUGACGACAGUGGGCCUGGUAUGAAGAUUCUACUGAUGGAUAAAGAAACGAUUGGUAUAACAAGCAUGGUGUAUGCACAGUCAGAAAUUCUUCAAAAAGAAGUUUUUUUGUUUGAAAGGUUGGAAGUUCCCGGCCGAGAGAGCAUGAAGCACCUCAAGUGCGUUGUCUUCGUGAGACCCACCAAGGAAAAUAUUGAACUGCUCAUACAUGAACUCAAGGCACCCAAAUAUGGAUUUUAUUAUAUAUAUUUCAGUAAUGUCAUAAGCAAGCAAGAUGUGAAAUGUUUGGCUGAGGCUGAUGAUCAGGAAGUAGUUAGGGAGGUUCAGGAGUUUUUUGGUGAUUACAUUGCUGUCAGUCCUCACCUCGUUUCCCUCAAUUUGAUUGGCUGUCGUCAGAAUGGACAGUGGAGCCAGGAAGGUCUGCAAAGAUGUGUGUGUGGUCUGACAUCCUUACUUCUCUCACUCAAGAAGUGUCCUGUCAUUAGGUACCAAAAUUCAUCAGAGAUGUGCCGAAGGUUGGCCGACAGUGUCAAGCAAGUGAUAACGAGGGAGGCCUCGUUGUUUGACUUUCGAAGGUCAGACGUGCCCCCCCUCCUGCUCAUCAUCGACCGCAGGGACGACCCCAUCACCCCACUCCUCAAUCAGUGGACCUACCAGGCCAUGUUACACGAGCUCCUGACCAUCAGCAACAACAGGGUGAACCUCUCGCACGUGAGCAGCAUCCCAAAAGACAUGCAUGACCUCGUUCUAUCUGCUGACCAUGAUGAGUUCUAUAGUGCGAACAUGUACAACAACUUCGGCGAGAUUGGUCUGAACAUCAAAGAACUCGUCGACGACUUCCAAGUGAAGUCCAAGAGCCAGGCCAAAGUGGAAUCCAUCGCUGACAUGAAGAACUUCAUAGAGACGUACCCGUCCUUCAAGAAGAUGUCUGGCGCAGUAUCGAAGCACGUGACUCUCGUGUCUGAACUGUCACGUCUUGUGGCUCAGUACAACUUGAUGGAUGUGUCCGAGUGCGAGCAGGAAGUGGCCUGCCACGAUGACCACUCGCAAUCACUUCAGAAAAUUCGUUCUUUGUUGCACAAUGCAAGCAUUCGCAACUUGGAUGCAGUCCGCCUGGUGAUGUUGUACACGCUGAGGUACGAGCGGCACAGCAAUAACGAUAUUUUCGGGCUGGUUGGAAUUCUGAGGAAGAGGGGUGUUCAGGAAGAAUGGAUCAAGCUCGUGAACUCGAUCUUGGACUAUGGAGGUCAGAAAGUGAGAACCAGUGAACUUCUGGAGUCACAGAUUCCCAUCAACAUCACUAAGAAGUUUCUCAGGGGUCUCAAGGGUGUAGAGAACAUUUACACGCAACAUCAACCGGUCCUCAUCAGCCUGCUUGAACAACUUCUGAAAAACAAACUGAAGGAAAGUAGCUUUCCGUACUUGGGUGCUAGUCAUCUGAGAGAAAGACCACAGGACAUAAUAAUAUUCCAAGUUGGCGGGACGACAUACGAGGAAUCGAGUUCAGUACACAAUUUCAACAAGAUGUACUCGAACAACCGAAUUCUUCUGGCCUCAACCUGCCUACAUAACUUUAAGAGUUUCCUUGAAGAGGUUGAUGCGGCCACGAGAUAUUCAUUGAGAGGAGCGAGUAAUAACAAUUAACAUUACAUUCCUAACCACUUUUGAAUUACUGACACAACUUCAGAGGAGUGAUCGACACACGUUGAAUCUACAAGCUUGCUGAUUUAUACUCAUCUAAUUUAUUCAAUAAUUAUGUAAUUGUAUUGGAAAACAAUAUUUUUGUUUUAAAGUUUAUUUCAAAUAAAGUCGAAACCCGAUAAA